Molecule: messenger RNA, 2721 nt
Organism: Lolium rigidum
Lineage: Eukaryota; Viridiplantae; Streptophyta; Magnoliopsida; Poales; Poaceae
Product: probable LRR receptor-like serine/threonine-protein kinase At1g12460
Exons: 3
Coding region: 1-2619 (872 amino acids)
Biological process (GO): protein phosphorylation
Molecular function (GO): protein binding; protein kinase activity; ATP binding
Source: RefSeq, a predicted model, not a curated record
AUGAGCCCCAGCCGGCGAUCCCUCGCGCUGCCGCCGCUGGCUCUGGCCGUGGCGCUUCUGGCAGCGCUGCAUUGGCCGGGCGCGGGCGCGGCCACGGCGGCCGAGCGGCGGCUCCUGCUGGACUUCAAAUCGGCCAUCACGGCGGACCCGGACGCGGUGCUCGCCUCCUGGACGCCAACCGCCGACCCCUGCUUGGACUACGCAGGAAUCACCUGCGACCCCUCCACCGGCGCGGUCCAGCGCCUCCGCCUCCACGGUGCCAGCCUCGCCGGCCCACUCUCCCCCUCCCUGGCCCGCCUGCCGGCCCUCGAAUCCCUCUCCCUCUUCGGCAACGCUCUCACCGGCGGCAUCCCCGCCGCCUUCUCCGCCCUCGCCCCGACGCUCCACAAGCUCAACCUCAGCCGCAACGCGCUGUCCGGCGAGAUCCCGGCCUUCCUCGGCGCCUUCCCGUGGCUCCGCCUGCUCGACCUCUCCCGCAACGCCUUCUCCGGCGAGAUCCCGCCGGCGCUCUUCGCCCCCUGCCCGCGCCUCCGCUACGUCUCCCUCGCCCACAACGCGCUCACCGGCCCCGUCCCUCCAGCCCUCGCCGCCUGCCCCCGCCUCGCGGGCUUCGACCUCUCCUACAACCGCCUCUCCGGCGCCCUCCCGGACCGCCUCUGCGCGCCGCCCGAGCUCAGCUACGUCUCCGUCCGCAGCAACGCGCUCUCCGGCGAGGUGUCAGCCAAACUCACCUCCUGCCAGAGCAUCGGCCUGCUCGACCUCGCCGGCAACCGCUUCUCCGGGCCCGCGCCCUUCUCCCUCCUCGCCCUCGCCAACAUCACCUACUUCAACUUCUCCUACUUCGACGCGUCGGGGAACCGGCUCUCCGGCCCGGUUCCGGGGAGCCUGGCGAACUGCGCCAGCCUCCGGGUGCUGGAUUUGGGGGCGAAUGAUCUCGCCGGCGACAUACCGCCGGUGUUCGGGACAAUGCGGUCGCUCUCCGAGCUCAGGCUCGCCGGCAAUGCGGGCAUUACCGGCUCGAUUCCCGCCGAGCUUGGAGGAAUCGAGAUGCUCGUCACGCUCGACCUUGCCGGCCUUGCUAUCACCGGAGACAUUCCGGGGUCCCUGAGCAAUUGCAAGUUCCUGCUUGACCUGAAUUUGUCUGGCAACAAGUUGCAAGGAGCGAUCCCGGACACGCUCAACAACCUGACUUACCUCAGGACGCUCGAUCUCCACCGGAACCAACUCGACGGUGCCAUCCCGGUGACGCUUGCCCAGCUCACACACCUUGAUCUCCUGGACCUCUCGGAGAACCGACUGACCGGGCAAAUCUCCCCAGACCUUGGGAACCUCUCUAAGCUGACACAUUUCAACGUGUCCUUCAACAGCCUCUCCGGCGCCAUCCCCUCGGUCCCGCUCUUGCAGAAUUUCGGGUUCACAGCCUUCAUGGGAAACCCGUUGCUAUGCGGAUUGCCAUUGAACAAUCUGUGCGGUGGUGCACAUCGGCCGCCAAGACGAUUGUCUGUCGCUGUCAUAAUCGUCAUUGUCGCUGCAGCCCUUAUACUUGUCGGGAUAUGCAUUGUUUGUGCUAUGAACAUUAAGGCCUAUACAAGGAGGAGCAGGGAGGAGCGGGAAGGGAAGGAGGAGGAGGCGGUGCUGGUCUCUGAGAGCACACCGAUGGGGUCUCCGGGCCAGAAUGCCAUCAUCGGGAAGUUGGUGCUUUUCACCAAGAGCUUGCCUUCACGGUAUGAAGAUUGGGAGACAGGAACUAAGGCACUGGUUGACAAAGACUGUCUUGUUGGUGGAGGGUCAGUCGGGACGGUGUACAAGGCCACCUUCGAGAACGGUUCGUCCAUUGCUGUGAAGAAAUUGGAGACACUUGGAAGGGUGACAAACCAGGAUGAGUUUGAGCAUGAGAUGGGCCAGCUCGGCAACCUUAACCACCCCAAUCUGGUAAUUUUCCAAGGUUACUACUGGUCGUCGUCGAUGCAGUUGAUUCUGUCAGAGUUCAUGACCAAAGGGAGCUUGUAUGACCACCUCCAUGGGAACCGUCGUAGAAGCAGAAGCAGAGAUGAUGGAGGUGAGCUCUCCUGGGAGAGAAGAUUCAACAUUGCACUCGGAACGGCGCGUGCACUUGCAUAUCUUCACCAUGAUUGCCGGCCACAAGUCUUGCAUCUCAACAUCAAGUCCUCCAACAUUAUGUUGGAUGAAGAAUAUGAAGCCAAGUUGUCUGAUUAUGGAUUUGGAAAGCUGUUGCCUAUUCUGGGUAGCUUUGAACUGAGUCGAUUUCAUGCUGCCACUGGGUACAUUGCCCCGGAGCUAGCAUCCUCGAGCUUGAGAUACAACGAUAAGAGCGAUGUAUUUAGCUUUGGGGUGGUAUUGCUUGAGAUCGUGACAGGGCGGAAGCCAGUGGACAGCCCCGGGGCUGCUGAAGCGGUGGUUUUGCAUGAUUAUGUUAGAGAGAUACUGGAGGAGGGGUCUAAAUCGGUCUGCUUUGACCGGAGACUGAGGGGUUUCAUUGAAGCUGAGUUGGUCCAAGUGCUCAAAUUAGGCCUGGUAUGCACUUCCAACACACCAUCAAGCCGACCAAGCAUGUCGGAGGUGGUGCAGUUCUUGGAAUCUGUUAGAACUAAUUCUUGAUGUUCUGCUAUCUGGAACAUAGUAGCAGGGGAUAGGAUGUUAAAACAGCCAAAGCGUUUUCUGUUCUUUUAUAAAGAUGAAGAUCACAUUCUUCUUUUAUUC